UGAAUCUGCCAACCGGAGAGCCAGGAUGAGGGUGAUUUUGUCUCUUUGCUUUCUUCAUUUACUUGGACUGACAGUUCUGGCUGAAUAUCAAGGUAGAAAUGUAGCAUUGUAUGGAAAGGCCACCCAGUCAGACCUGAUUGGACACCCCCAUUCAGGGGAAGGUCAUGCCCAAAAUGCCAUAGAUGGAAAUCGUGACUCACAUUUCCAUCAUGGAUCUUGCACACAUACUGAUGCACAGCCUAAUCCCUGGUGGAGGGUUGAUCUACUGAGGCAGUACACUAUUACUUCAGUGGCCAUCACCAACAGAGGAGACUGCUGCGCUCUGGGAAUCAACGGAGCUGAGAUUCGUAUCGGCAACUCCCUGCGGGACAAUGGCAAUCACAAUCGACUGGCAGGGGUUAUAUCCUCUAUCCCAGCUGGGAGAACCCUCACCUUCAGCUUGGAUAAAGGAGUGGAUGGCCGCUAUGUUAAUGUUAUUUUGCCUGGAAACAACAAGGCUUUGGCACUUUGUGAGGUGGAGGUGUAUGGCUAUCCAGCACCAAAUGGUGAGAAUGUUGCUUUAAGAGGGAAAGCAACUCAGUCAGACCUUCAUAGCAAUGGAUUUGCAUACAAUGCCAUUGAUGGGAAUUGUGACGGAAUAUGGGACCAUGGUUCCUGUACUCACACAAAAGCUCAUCUCAACCCUUGGUGGAGAGUGGAUUUGCUCCAAAAAUAUAAAGUCUUCUCUGUGAGAAUUACCAACAGGAAGGAUGGUACUCCCAGUAGACUGAAUGGAGCUGAAAUCAGAAUUGGAAAUUCUUUGAACCACAAUGGCAUCAACAACCCCAGGUGUGCCGUAAUCUCCUCUAUUCCUGGUGGAUUUUCCGAGACCUUUAAGUGUAAUGGGAUGGAGGGACGCUAUGUUACCGUGGUGAUUCCUGGACGUGCAGAGUUUCUUAUACUCUGUGAGGUGGAGGUAUAUGGAUCACCGCUGGACUAAAGUCCAGGGAAACAGCACAGGAGGAGACAAGCCAUCUGUACACCAAUAUUCCUGUAGCUGUAUAUUUU
Clupea harengus (Atlantic herring) is the source of this 1047-nucleotide messenger RNA. Its product is annotated as fucolectin-6-like. Bases 26 to 979 code for a protein of 317 amino acids. The transcript is spliced from 6 exons. The record is from RefSeq and is a predicted model, not a curated record. Lineage: Eukaryota; Metazoa; Chordata; Actinopteri; Clupeiformes; Clupeidae.